CGCGCGGGGCCUGGGCGGGGGCGCGGGCUUCGCGGGCCGCGCUCUCCCGGGUCCGCCGCACGGCUCGCUCCCCGGCGGCCGCUGCCUACCCGGGUCUCCGGUCCUCCUCCGGGUUCGGCCUGGCCCCGGCCUCCGCCAGAGGGAGCGGAAGGCCGGCACCGCGAGGCUGGCCUGGGGCAGGAAGGCGGGCGCGCGUGGGCGUGGGGGACGCGGUGAUGUCCACCGGCUCGGUGAGCGACCCCGAGGAGAUGGAGCUGCGGGGGUUGCAGCGGGGGUACCCGGUGCCCGCCUCCAAGAGGCCGCCCCUCCGCGGCGCCGAGAGCAGCUACAUCUCGCCCAGUGACAACUCCUCGGCCGAGGAGGAAGACCCCGACGGCGAGGAAGAGCGGUGCGCGCUGGGUGCGGCCGGCGGCGCGCAAGGCUGCAAGAGGAAGCGGCCGCGAGUGGCUGGGGGCGGCGGCGGCAAGAAGCCCCUCCCGCCCAAGGGCUCGGCGGCCGACUGCAAGCAGUCGCAGCGGAACGCCGCCAACGCCCGCGAGCGCGCCCGGAUGCGCGUGCUGAGCAAAGCCUUCUCCAGGCUCAAGACCAGUCUGCCUUGGGUGCCCCCAGACACGAAGCUCUCGAAGCUGGACACGCUCCGCCUGGCUUCCAGUUAUAUCGCGCACCUGCGGCAGCUGCUGCAGGAGGACCGCUACGAGAACGGCUACGUGCACCCUGUGAACCUGACAUGGCCAUUCGUGGUCUCAGGACGACCCGACACUGACACCAAAGAAGUUUCCGCAUCCAACAGAUUAUGUGGGACCACCGCUUAGAUGGGACUCAUUGCUGGGAUUAUUGUUUAAACGCGUGUUUGGGGACCACGGAGAGAAGGGAGCGUGAGAACCCCCAGGGCAUGGGGAGAAGUGCUAUCGGAUUCUCCUAAAUUCUCCUCGACAACCCCCACCCACCCGAACUGUGAGCAGGACUCGUGGCGGGCGUUGGGGACACAGCCUGGGGGUUGGCCAUGUGGCUGUCAUCGCAGGGCGCCAAGGGCUGCCUCGGCUGCCGGGGAGCUUAACGACGACAAUUUUCUUCUCCAAAAAGACCUUCCUUCUGUCUCUACAACGUGGAACCAGAUCCAACCUCAGGCUUUAUCAGUGUAGACUAACCCAAGCACGGUCGUCUAAGUCCAGUGCCAAACCGCCUAGGAGUUAGUUUGCCGACAGAGAAAGGUGCACGUAUACGAUGGCAGACGAUUAGGCAGUGGUUAGAACGUGCUCUGGAGGACCCGCUUCCAAGACAGCAGUCUUCACUCGAAACCAACAUCGAGGCGUGUUUUUAAGUUGCAAAGAGACGAGAGAGGCAUACCUGGGCCAGGUUUGUACCCCACCAGGCCCCAGCCUCCGAAAGGAAGGGGAGUGCCCGCUCCGCCUAGGGAGAGUUGGGGGCUUACUUUCCCGGACCACCUGGCCCGGGUUUGCCCGCAGCGCCUCCGGGGGCUCUGCCUCCCUGCUGCGAUCACACCCUUCACUUCCCCCAGGGCUCCCUCGUCUUCCUAGCCAGGCUUCUGUCUCCCCUCCCCUGGUCCACCCUUCCUCCCCACCCCCCACCCCUCCCAGCUAAACUAGAGCCUCCCACCCCCGCACCCUGCGCCCAACCAGGCUCGCGUCCCCUUCAAACCUCCCUCUAUUUCUUCCUCGCACGCCUCCUUGCAGCGCCCCUCCGCCCCCCCGACCAUCCGCCGCGGGCCUGCCGCCUCCAGGCCCCGGUCGCCUCCCGCGGCACCACCUCCCGGGCCCGCCGCCCACGCUCUUCCCGCCGCCGCGGUGCGCCGGGUGGUCCGCUGACGCCGCCCCGCGCCUAGUGCCCCCCCGCCCCGGUCCGGGGAAACGCGCCUGUCAGGAGGCUGCCCGACCACCGUAACUAGCAAAUGUAAAUAAAUUUAUUUUUUUAUGAAUAAUAAAACGCAUUGUGAAAACUGA
Suricata suricatta (meerkat) is the source of this 1961-nucleotide messenger RNA. RefSeq names its product musculin (gene MSC). Gene Ontology annotation, molecular function: protein dimerization activity; DNA-binding transcription factor activity, RNA polymerase II-specific; RNA polymerase II transcription regulatory region sequence-specific DNA binding. The transcript is spliced from 2 exons. The record is from RefSeq and is a predicted model, not a curated record. NCBI's taxonomy places the organism in Eukaryota, Metazoa, Chordata, Mammalia, Carnivora, Herpestidae. Gene Ontology annotation, biological process: regulation of transcription by RNA polymerase II; skeletal muscle tissue development. The coding region runs from base 216 to 812 and encodes 198 amino acids.